GUCGGAGGAGGUUACAUCAACGGGACAGCUGAAGCAGUGUAUGUACCAGAUUAUGGUCUAGCUUGGGCUCAGGCACCAAUUGGAUAUUCUCUUAGUCUGAUUUUAGGUGGUUUGUUCUUUGCAAAGCCUAUGCGUUCCAAGGGAUAUGUGACCAUGUUAGACCCAUUUCAGCAGAUCUAUGGAAAACGCAUGGGUGGGCUCCUAUUUAUUCCUGCGCUAAUGGGAGAAAUGUUUUGGGCUGCAGCCAUUUUCUCUGCCUUAGGUAUCUAUGUAGGUUUCUCUCCAUCUCUUCUUACAAAUGAAGAUAAAAGGCUUCGGUCUACAGCUAGACCACAAUGGAUGAGCAUCCCUUUCGCCCUGUCGCAUUCUGCAGUCACCGACAUUGGGUACACUGCUCUGCAUGCCAAAUACCAAAAGCCUUGGCUGGGGACCAUUGAAUCAUUUGAAGUCUACACUUGGCUUGAUAGUUUUCUGCUGUUGUGGAUGAGCAUCCCUUUCGCCCUGUCGCAUUCUGCAGUCACCGACAUUGGGUACACUGCUCUGCAUGCCAAAUACCAAAAGCCUUGGCUGGGGACCAUUGAAUCAUUUGAAGUCUACACUUGGCUUGAUAGUUUUCUGCUGUUGAUGCUGGGUGGAAUACCAUGGCAAGCCUACUUCCAGAGGGUCCUCUCUUCAUCCUCAGCCACCUAUGCUCAAGUGUUGUCUUUCCUGGCAGCUUUUGGGUGCCUGGUGAUGGCUCUACCACCCAUACUCAUUGGGGCCAUUGGAGCAUCAACAGACUGGAACCAGACUUCAUACAGGCCCCUCGAUCCCAAGGGCAACAACCAAACGGACAUGAUUUUACCAAUUGUGCUGAAGUACCUCUGCCCUGUGUACGUCUCCUACUUCGGUCUCGGUGCAGUUUCUGCUGCCGUUAUGUCAUCAGCAGACUCUUCGAUCUUGUCAGCAAGUUCCAUGUUUGCCCGGAAUAUCUACCAGCUUUCAUUCAGACAAAAUGCAUCAGACAAGGAAAUCAUCUGGGUCAUGCGAAUCACCGUGUUAGUGUUUGGAGCUUCGGCCACAGCCAUGGCCUUACUAACCAAGACCGUGUAUGGGCUCUGGUACCUCAGCUCAGACCUUGUUUACAUCAUCAUCUUCCCCCAGCUGCUCUGUGUGCUCUUCAUCAAGGGAACCAACACAUACGGGGCUGUGGCAGGUUACGUGUCUGGCCUUUUCCUGAGAAUAACCGGCGGGGAGCCAUAUCUGUACCUGCAGCCCUUGAUCUUUUACCCUGGUUAUUACUCUGAUAAGAAUGGCAUAUAUAAUCAGAGAUUCCCAUUUAAAACCCUUUCCAUGGUUACCUCGUUCUUAUCCAACAUUUGCAUCUCCUAUCUAGCUAAAUACCUGUUUGAAAGUGGAACCUUGCCACCCAAAUUAGAUGUGUUUGAUGCUGUUGUUGCAAGGCACAGUGAAGAAAACAUGGAUAAGACAAUUCUGGUCAAAAAUGAAAAUAUUAAAUUGGAUGAACUUGCGCCUGUGAAGCCCCGGCAGAGCGUAACUCUCAGCUCCACUUUUACCAAUAAGGAGGGCUUCGUCAACAUCGACUCCAGCCCAGAAGGGUCUGGGACUGAAGAUAACUCAUAAUGACCCCAUCCAAAUAAAAUACUGCUUUCACAAACAGAGGGCCACAGCAGGCUAGUCUGGGAAGGAUGGGUUGCAGCAUAAAAAAAUAUAUAUACUUUAAAAACAAAUAGCAUUCAGGAAGAUAGAAGUCCAUAUAAAAGUGCAAUUGCUCAAAUGCAAGCCAAGCUAGAAGGAAGCAUCUGUGAAAGCAACAACUUGCUUUCUCAUCGAUAUUUCUCAUCCUUGUUUGAUUCUGACUUUAGCGAGUUUUAAGUAUUCAAAAUUGAAUUAAGCCCCGUUCAAAGAACAGAGGGCCAAACAGAGUAUUUAUCUUUAUUCUGAAAAAAAGAAGUAGAUACAAAAGAGCCAAGGAGAUUAGGUGGACUUGAUCCAGAUCUUGUCCGCUAAUGCACUAGUGGGUAUGGUUUAUUGUCACAGUGAAGUCAGGAGAGGAACUUGCUAUCACUCCAAUGAAUGGUGCAACAAAUUAACCACUGAUUGUCCUGAUGUGAUGAUUAAUCCCUUCUUUCAUGUUCUUAAGUAGAACAUUAGCUGGAUAUGAAAUUCGUUUCACUUUUUGUAGUGGCACGUAUUAUUCUGAGCACAGACACACACACAAAAUAUUGUUUUGUGUCAUUUCUUUAGGUACAAGGUAAUAGGAAAGUAGAACCCAUCUUUGUAGGGGAGCACUGGUUCCUUUGAGUGUGUCUAACAGCUACCAUACACAUUGAGACACGUACCUGGAGGAUGGAAGUCAUGAUUAUUAGGCAACCUUAAAGCAAUAAAUCCAGAAGGCCAUUAAGCAGAAAGUGAAAGGAAGAAGAAUGGGUUUUUACCUUCAUCUGAAAUUUAUAUAGUUUUGCUUCAUGGUAAAAGAACCAACGUCUUGGCUUCCUAUCUAAAGUGGUACUGGAAGUGAGACUGAACCAUGUACAGGUGAGGUAGUGGCACAGCACCAAUGAAGGUUAAUGAGAGAUGGACAGCACCUCCUGACAAAACUGGAAAAACAAAACCUUCCCAGUUUUGGACAUUCAUUCACAAGGAUGAUUUAGUGUCAAAAGAGUGCCUCUGUGGCACUUUUUGCAAAAGCCAGUCUUAGGUACUAGACAAAUCACCACUACAGAGAGUAGAUAGUGACUUUUAAAAUGCAGAAGGAAGCAGAAAGUAAAAAUAAGUCCUAAAGGGAAAAAGCCAUCAAUUUUCACAUUUGGUGUCUACAUAACUUUCAUGA
Ailuropoda melanoleuca (giant panda) is the source of this 2833-nucleotide messenger RNA. RefSeq names its product solute carrier family 5 member 7 (gene SLC5A7). The transcript is spliced from 8 exons. Lineage: Eukaryota; Metazoa; Chordata; Mammalia; Carnivora; Ursidae. Gene Ontology annotation, cellular component: axon; synapse; perikaryon. Gene Ontology annotation, molecular function: choline:sodium symporter activity. Bases 130 to 1623 code for a protein of 497 amino acids. Gene Ontology annotation, biological process: transmembrane transport; acetylcholine biosynthetic process; synaptic transmission, cholinergic. The record is from RefSeq and is a predicted model, not a curated record.